GACAGGAUCUGCUCUCCGGGCAGAAGUGGUCGGGCGCGGUGCCCGUCCCAGCGGGUCUGCCGGGCACCCGGCCACUGCCCCACCCCCAGCCCCCCCGUCCGCGCCAUGGAGCCCGAGCUGGCGGCCCAGAAGCAGCCCCGGCCGCGGCGGCGAAGCCGCCGGGCCUCCGGGCUCAACGCGGGCGGCGCCGGGGGACCUUCGGCCGACACCCCCAGGCCUGAGCCGGACGGCCGUCAUUCCCUUCGGAGAGGUAGCUCCUUCACAUUUUUAACACCUGGCCCUCACUGGGACUUCACUUUGAAAAGAAAGCGGAGAGCGAAAGAUGAUGAUGUCAUAAGCCUUAACAGCCUUGAUUUAAAGGAGCCAAGCAAUAAAAGAGUUCGACCUCUCGCUCGGGUCACAUCCUUGGCAAAUUUGAUCUCUCCUGUAAGAAAUGGAGCAGUCCGGCGCUUUGGUCAAACAAUUCAGUCAUUUACCCUUCGUGGUGACAGCAGAUCCCCGGCUUCUGCCCAGAAGUUAUCAAGCAGGUCAACAGUCCCAACUCCUGCCAAACGGAGAAGCCGCGUCCUGUGGUCAGAGAUGUUAGACGUCAAUAUGAAAGAGUCUUUAACUACCAAAGAAAUCAAACGACAAGAGGCGAUAUAUGAAAUGUCCCGAGGUGAACAGGAUUUAAUUGAGGAUCUCAAACUUGCAAGGAAGGCCUACCAUGACCCUAUGUUAAAGCUGUCUAUUAUGUCAGAAGAGGAACUCACCCAUAUAUUUGGUGAUUUGGACGCUUACAUACCUCUCCACGAAGACUUACUGGCAAGAAUAGGAGAAGCAACCAAACCUGGUGGAACAGUAGAGCAAAUCGGUCCCAUUCUUGUGAACUGGUUGCCAGGCUUGAAUGCUUACAAAGGCUACUGUAGUAACCAGCUGGCAGCCAAAGCUCUUCUUGAUCAGAAGAAACAAGAUCCACGAGUCCAAGACUUCCUCCAGCGAUGUCUUGAGUCUCCUUUCAGCCGAAAACUCGAUCUUUGGAGCUUCCUAGAUAUUCCCCGAAGUCGUUUGGUCAAAUACCCUUUACUGUUAAAAGAAAUUCUUAGACACACUCCAAAAGACCACCCUGAUGUUCAGCCUCUGGAGGAAGCUAUAUUGAUAAUACAAGGAGUUCUCUCUGAUAUCAACUUGAAGAAGGGUGAAUCAGAAUGCCAGUAUUACAUUGACAAGCUGGAGUAUCUAGACGAAAAGCAGAAGGAUCCUAGAAUUGAAGCAAGCAAAGUAUUACUCUGCCACGGGGAGCUGAAGAAUAAAAGUGGACAUAAACUUUACAUAUUCCUGUUUCAAGACAUCUUGGUUUUGACUCGGCCUGUUACACGAAAUGAGCGUCACUCCUACCAGGUUUACCGGCAGCCGAUCCCUGUCCAAGAGCUGGUCUUGGAAGACCUGCAGGAUGGAGAUGUGAGGAUGGGAGGGUCCUUUCGAGGGGCUUUCAGCAACUCAGAUAAAGCUAAAAAUAUCUUUAGAGUUCGCUUCCAAGACCCCUCUCCGGGCCAGUCACACACUCUGCAGGCCAAUGACGUGUUCCACAAGCAGCAGUGGUUCAACUGCAUCCGCGCCGCCAUUGCUCCUUUCCAGCAGGCUGCUGGCCCAGCCGAGCCGCAGGGCUUGCCGGAGCUCCACGAGGAGGGCGAGGAGAACAGCCCCUCUGCUGGGAACGUCCGAGCCCAGAGAAGGGCGUCCACGGCCUCUAGUGUGACUCAGGUCCAAGUCGCUGGAGACGCUGCAGAGAGCGGCUGCCCAGUGCACACGGCAGAGGACGUGAAGAGUGCGAAAGUUCACCAAACACAGCCUGGCUUCCGAAAGGCCAGAGACAGAGCCCAGUUCAGUGGCAAACGGAAAGAGACUCUGGUAUAAAGGAAGUUCUGUGUAUUAACUGGUGGAGAGACUGUUUAUUUAUAAAUGUGUACAGUUUGUUUUUUCUUGUAAUGUGAGCAUGGGAGCACUGCAGGACUGCUUAAUACCAGUCUUAACAUUUGCUAUGUUUUUGGUUGGUUUGGGUGGUUGUUCCUUUUUUUUUUAAUGGCAGCUAAAGAUACGUGCAGAUUGCUAUUAGACUGUAGCCUUUUUUUUUUUUAAAGAUGUUUUCCCCAGAUUAUUUAGAACAUGCAAAUCUGAUCUUUUUAAUCAAAUGAAAUAUUUAUGAAAUGGAUUUUCUCCUUAUCCUGCAUUCAUCAUGAUUUUCUAGUACCAGCCAUUGUGAUAUUUACAAUAUUUGCCAAAAACCAAAGUUUUGCAAAUACUGGGAUUUUACCAGUGUUUCUCUGAUCAACUUUGUUUGCAGAAUUUGAAAUUGUAGAAUUGGCACCUAAAAUCUUCCUGCAGUAUAUGUUUAUGAUAUUUCAGAACUUACACUGAAACAUAAAACUCAUCAAGUUUUCCAUU
Messenger RNA from Lontra canadensis (Northern American river otter), 2424 nucleotides. It is a transcript of the gene NET1, whose product is annotated as neuroepithelial cell transforming 1. Bases 106 to 1896 code for a protein of 596 amino acids. The record is from RefSeq and is a predicted model, not a curated record. Gene Ontology annotation, biological process: intracellular signal transduction; positive regulation of Rho protein signal transduction. Gene Ontology annotation, molecular function: guanyl-nucleotide exchange factor activity. The transcript has 12 exons. Lineage: Eukaryota; Metazoa; Chordata; Mammalia; Carnivora; Mustelidae.